Messenger RNA from Vitis riparia (riverbank grape), 1717 nucleotides. RefSeq names its product protein SAR DEFICIENT 1-like. Gene Ontology annotation, molecular function: calmodulin binding; sequence-specific DNA binding; DNA-binding transcription factor activity. Gene Ontology annotation, cellular component: nucleus. The transcript is spliced from 7 exons. Bases 55 to 1473 code for a protein of 472 amino acids. Gene Ontology annotation, biological process: regulation of salicylic acid biosynthetic process. NCBI's taxonomy places the organism in Eukaryota, Viridiplantae, Streptophyta, Magnoliopsida, Vitales, Vitaceae. The record is from RefSeq and is a predicted model, not a curated record.
CCCUGCUUCAACUCUUUCAAUCUGGUGACUCCAUUUGUCUUUCAAGCAGGAUUAAUGGCAGCUAAACGGUUUCACGAAGAAUCGGGUUCUGACCCAGAUCAACCUGACGAAAAGCGGAUCAGGGGGAGGCCUUCUCUGAUGUCGUAUGUAGUAUUUGGAGAAGUUCUUACGGGGAAUUUCGUGGAGAACUUCUGCACGACCUUGGAGCCAAUGCUCAGAAAAGUGGUGGUUGAAGAGGUGGAGAAGGGAAUUCGCAAGUGCCGCUUCACCAAGUCUCCUUCUUUUCGAAUCCAAGCACCAGAACCAUCAACCAUGCGGCUGACUUUCACUAAGAACCUUUCACUUCCUAUAUUCACGGGGACCAAGAUUGUGAAUGAUGAAAACAAACCUCUUCAACUCAUUAUUGAGGACACAAGUGGUGAUAAUCAAAAUAUUCUGAGAGCUUUAUCUCAUACUCUCAAAGUAGAUAUAAUUGUUCUCGACGGUGACUUUCCUGGAGGAGACCGUGAGAACUGGUCCACCGAAGAAUUCGAUAACAGUAUCGUGAAGGAGAGGGUCGGAAAGCGCCCGUUGCUGGCCGGAGAUGUGCAUGUCACUAUGAGGGAUGGGGCUGCGGUGAUCGGAGACAUUGAGUUUACUGAUAAUUCGAGCUGGAUUCGUAGCAGAAACUUCAGGCUUGGUGCAAGAGUUGUUCCUGAUAGCUGCAAGGAAUUUAGGAUUCGUGAAGCCAUUACAGAAGCCUUUGUGGUUAAAGACCACCGUGGAGAGUUGUACAAGAAGCACUAUCCACCAAUGCUGGAUGAUGAAGUAUGGCGUCUUGAGAAGAUUGGAAAAGAUGGGGCUUUUCACAAGAAGCUAGCCUCGAUAAACGUCAACAGUGUGCAAGACUUCUUGAAGCUGUCAAUCGUUGAUCCAGCCAAACUAAAAAAUAUAUUAGGUGUUGGGAUGUCAGACAGAAUGUGGGAAUCAACCAUAAAGCAUGCAAAAACAUGCAUGAUAGGAAACAAACUGUAUAUUUACCGUGGAUCCCAUUUCACCAUGACCUUGAAUCCUAUAUGUAUGGUUGUUAAGGUUAAGAUUAAUGGGCAGACAUAUGCUACUCCUCAAGAACUAUCCCCUAUUAGGACCUAUCUCGAGGAGUUGGUUCGACAAGCAUACGCGAAUUGGGAUUCCUUAGAAGUUGUUGACGGAGUCCUGAACGAGACUGCUCUCCUAACUCAAGGUGAGCAGAUAGUGGAGCAAUAUCCCAAUCAUGAGGUGACCAUGGCAAUACCAUUUCAGCAACUUGGGAACCCAGCUGAUACAAGUAUGGGGGUGGGGUACACAGAUGUAGGAUGUAGCCAUUGGCAGAUGAAUCCUUCAUACCAUGGCAUACCAUUUGAUCAUAGCAGCGUCCACUGUUACAUCACACGCUCAUCAUCAGAAGGGGAUGGAACAUCUUCUUCAGGGGCGCCUUUUCCAAAUGGAAGUUGAUGGAAUAUCAUUAUCCAACAAUCUUGGAGUUAAUGAAUGUCGUCUGGGGCAGAAUCCUCUCGUUGCUGCCCAGGGUGAAAUCUUGUGGUGGCUUUGGUACUGAGAUGUGAUUUAAAUGCUGUCCUUGUAAAUGGUAAAAGAGAAGCAAAGCUAGGAAAAUAAUAGAAAAAGGAGUAUUGUGAAUUUUGUUCGACUGUUCCACAAAUUUCAUAUGAAUACAUUCCGCCAAUUUUCUCUUUCAACA